Messenger RNA from Acromyrmex echinatior (Panamanian leafcutter ant), 1552 nucleotides. Its product is annotated as pseudouridine-5'-phosphatase. Gene Ontology annotation, molecular function: phosphatase activity. The record is from RefSeq and is a predicted model, not a curated record. Lineage: Eukaryota; Metazoa; Arthropoda; Insecta; Hymenoptera; Formicidae.
AGGGAGGGAGACUCGUAUCGUUCAAUACCGUAUCUAUGUGUCGAAAUCUGAUUGCGCAAGCAUAAAUAUUAACAUCUGCUUUUUUUAUUACGGAGCGGAACCGUUAAUUUGAAACAUUACGUCAUUGAUAACGUGCGUUUUCGGGCAGCUGCUAUUUUUGUCGAAUAAUAAUUCUCGUAUUACUCGAAAUACAAAAGAGAUCCUUAUAAGAAUUCCGCCGGAUUAUACCGUAGAUAACCUAAAAGAAUCAGUGAUUAGAAUGGAUUUUCAUGAUGUCACUCAUUGCAUUUUCGACAUGGAUGGUUUAUUACUAGAUACAGAAUCUAUAUAUACAAUGGCGUACAAUCAUGUCACUCAGGAAUAUGGGAAAACGUAUGGCUGGGAGCAUAAAGCGAAAAUUAUGGGUAAUAAAACUACUGAAGCUUUGCAGAAUUUAAUAGAAAUGUUACAGCUUCCGAUUACAGUGCAAUCAUUUGAAGAUAAGCUCACUCCUAUAUGCAAAGAAGUAUUUCUUCAAUGUAAUCUUAUGCCAGGUGCAGAAAAGUUGUUGCAGCAUCUUAAAAAGAAUAAUAUACCUAUCGCAUUAGCUACAAGUUCAAGCGAGGAGAGUAGCGAUUUAAAAACUCAAAAAUGGAAACACUUAUUCGAUCUGUUCAAUCAUAAAGUGUAUGGUGGUUCUGACCCAGAAGUCAUCCGAGGAAAACCACAUCCAGAUAUAUUUUUAAUUGCCGCAAAACGUUUCCCUGAUAAUCCUGAUCCUUUAAAGUGCUUAGUCUUUGAAGAUUCACCGAAUGGAGUACAAGCUGGUAUCGCUGCUAAGAUGCAAGUGGUAAUGGUGCCAGAUCCUCAGCUUCCUAAACACCUCACCAACAACGCAACGUUGGUCUUAGAAAGUUUGGAAGACUUCAAGCCAGAAGAUUUCGGCCUACCGCCAUUUAUAGCAUAAAAAUAUAAUUAAAUCAUUUGCCUUCCUAUAUACAAAGGAAGUAUAGAUUGCAAAAGAGAAUAUUAUAACAUAUUUUAUAGGCAGGUUUUAAUCAUUAAUUAGCAUUAAUUAAUUAAAGUCUGACUGAUGUACAUAGAUCUGAUUUGAAAAAAGAAAAAAUAUGUUUCUGCAGAUAUAUAUUUUCAUAUAACAUAUGGAAGUUACUGCCUGAAAUCGAAAACGAUGACUGCACAUAUCGCAUACAAAAGAUAAUUCUUCGUUCCCUCCCAUAUGUUUAUUAAUAGGAUGAAGUUCCAAUUAUAGAUAUAUUUAUGUAUCGAUUAUAUUUACUGAACGUUAACUUUUUAAGUUGACCAGAAAGACGACCAGAAAGUAUUAAUCGGACCUAGACUUAUUUUUCAGAUAAAAUUUAAAAUAAAAUACAAAGUUUAAUAUCAUAAAGUGAUAAUAAUGCUUAGCAAAGUUCUUCGAAUCGAUCAAAAACUUAACACCGCAAUAUUUAAAAAAAAAAUAAGAUCGCAAAAAUAAUACUUUUGAUUUUUCAACUCUCCCUUGUCUUUGAGUCUUAAAGUGUAAAGAAUAUUGCACAUAUUCUACAAAAUAUUA